GACAAAGAAAAAGAAGAAACUCUUAUGCUCGUGUAUUCCUGUUGGAUUUGCUGUUUCUGGCCUGUGUUUUUGGACUUGUGAUUUUGCCUGAACCUUUUUGGAGACCUUUGCUUGGACUUUAUUACCGACCUACCUAUUCUGACCUGCUUCUGACACUUGCCUUGCCUAGCCUAGCUGCUGCUACCUGUGUACCGCGAACUCUGCCUACUUUUGCCAUUUUAUGAUUAUUGGCUGAGCCUUACCUGUACCUCUGCGGCAGAGGCGAUUUCUUUAAGACUGCAAGGGAAGUUCGGCUUCCCUUAAAAUGUAAAAAAAUGAAUGGUCAAAUAACAAUUAGCAUGUGAUGGCAGGUCGACUCGAUUUACUUCUCGUACAUUCCCGUUCAGUGCAUUUCCCUGCUGAAGCCUGGCGUCCAUGGGCUGCUUUGAACAGUUUUGUCAGUGCUUCGAAACUAACGUUAUCUGCUAGACGGAAUGCUGCGAUUAUGGGGAGUAGGUUGGUCUGGACGCCGGGCUCUGUGUGAUGGUUGGAUCUGUCGAAAGACUGCAUCUCCAUUUGAUUGACAGCGAUGUUGUAGGCUAUAAAAAGUCGCCGAAGCUGCUCGAGCUUAGUCCCAUCGCAUACAUACACCACAUUCCUUGUUUCUGUUUAACCUAAUCUUUCACAUUUCCUCCUUCGAGUGUAUAUCUUUAGUUCAUUCAUUCAUUCAUUCAUUCAUUCAUAGGGUAGGAGCGUCGUAGGGGUGAACUAGCCAGCUAAACACUGGCAACUGCACACGAUGGCAGACGAUGCUAAUAUUGUCGACCUGAUUUUGGCGAAGCCAUUUGAAAGUCUUCCUUACGAGGAGCAACUUAGAAUUAAACAGCAGGGCAGAUCAACACCUAAGAUUCAUUUAGUGCAAAAGUUAGGGAAAAGAAACCGGUCUUUUCAGUUCUCCUGGUAUGACAAAGUUAGCUGGCUGACUGGAAGUGCUGUGACACAGAAAAUGUACUGUUGGCCAUGCCUCUUAAUGAAACCGUCUCACGGAUGUGUUGUUUGGUCAAAGGUGGGGUUUGGAGAUCUGUCUAACUUUGACAGGGCAUAUAAAAGGCAUGAAAAGAGCAAUGAACAUGUGAGUGCAUGUGCAAGAUUAUGUUGCAUAGGCAGGAUCAUCAAGGUUGAGCAUGCAAUUAAUAUUUGUGUUCAAGUGGCUGAACAUAAUGAAACAGUCAAACAAAACAGGGCCUUUCUAAACCGCCUUAUUGAUGUGGCAUCCUUGCUUGGCCGGCAGGAGCUGUCAUUUAGGGGACAUGAUGAGAGUAAUGAAUCAUCCAACAAAGGGAAUUACAGGGAGUUCAUAGACACAUUAGCUAAAUAUGACUCCGUCCUGUCCACACAAUUCGAGUCCUCAACUGUGUUUUCAGGUAUGUCCCAUACUAUUCAAAAUGACUUGAUCGCUGCUCUUGCAGCCACUGUUUCUGAUGAGAUCAGAGAUGAAAUUCAGGAUGCUCCCUUUUUUGGAUGGCAGGUGGAUGAAACAACUGAUUUAUCCUGCCCUGCCCAACUCUCUGUCAUUGUUCGCUAUGUGGAUAGUGCAGGUACAAUUCAGGAGCGCUUUAUUGGAUAUUUGGAUGUUUCUGGGGGGCGAGAUGCUCAGUCUGUUUUUGAUGUAUUAAAUGAGAACAUGCAGGGCUACAAUUUCAAGGAUAAGCUUGUGGCACAAACCUAUGAUGGGGCUGCUGUCAUGGCUUCAGCUCUCAAUGGUCUGCAGGCCAAAGUGAAAGCAAUAGCCCCCAGUGCAAUGUUUGUGCACUGCUAUGCACACAGACUGAAUCUGGUGCUGUCACAGGGGGCUAAAUGCUUGCCUGAGUGCAGAAUUUUUUUUGCAUCACUAUCUGGGUUUACCACAUUUUUUUCAAAAUCCACAAAGAGGACCUCUUUUCUGGAGUCUGCAGGCUGUUCAAAGUUUCCCAGAAAUGCUUCUCAAUGGAAUUUCACAUCACGGAUAGUGAGCACUGUGGCAAAUAAUUAUGAUUGCCUCUUGCAGAUAUUUGAUAACAUCAUUGCAGAUACGACAAUGGAUGAUGAUACACUGGAUUGUGCCAAAGGCUUUGUGAGGAAACUGGAGGAUUUUGAGUUUGUGUUCAUGUUGUACACAUAUGAACAAAUCUUCUCUGAGACUGAUGUGGCCUUUGAUAUUGUCCAGCAGAGGGCUAUGGAUGUUCUUUACUGCAAGAAAAUAAUUGAGUCUCUAAUUGCAUUUGUCAAAGAGAAGAGGUCAGAGGGGGCUUUCCAAGCUGUUUAUGCCAAAGCAGCAGAUCUCACAUCAGACCCACGAGACGAGCCCACGAGAAAGUGCCGUCUGACCCAAUUGCAGGAUCCCCAAGAGCGCUACAGAAAUCUGUAUAUGGCCGUCCUUGAUAACAUCGUGGAGCAGAUUUCUCAACGUUUUUCAAAUUUGGAAAAUAUGCUCUUCUUAGAAUUAGUCAAUCCGGGGAAAUUUGAUGACAUGAGACAAGUGUUUCCAGAGAAGGCCUUCCAAAGUGUCCUGAAAAGUUAUGGCCAUCACUUUGAUUCAGGGAGACUGAGGUCUGAACUUCAAGUCCUGUAUUCAGAUCAGGACUUGCAGGGUAACAGGGGAAAGCUGUGUGAUUACUUGGUGUUCCUUAAAUACAUGGAGUUGGACAGUGCAAUGCCUCAGCUUUACAAACUGUUCUCAUUAGUGGCAACAAUUGGAGCUACAUCUGCAGGUGUAGAAAGGAGCUUCUGUUUAAAGCGGCUCAAGUCCUACACCUGUAACACAAUGGGCCAAGGCUGUUUAAGCAGCCUAGCUCUGCUGGCCAUUGAGAGGACACUGGUCAAAUCGCUGGAAAAGACGCCUACUUGGUACGACAGGGUCACAGAUAAUUUUCUUGAAAAAGAACAUAGGGAGGAAUUUACGUAUAAAGAAAUGGACAAUUUGUAUGAUGUAGGCCUAAAAUGAGCUUCCCCUCUUUGAAAGACCAGCCACUGCUUUGCUGUGCUUUUUUUUAAUAUUUUCUGAGUUGAUGCUGCCUACCAAGUGGUCUAUUUGUGUUUAGCAUUAAAACCUACAUAACCUAC
Alosa alosa (allis shad) is the source of this 3081-nucleotide messenger RNA. Its product is annotated as zinc finger MYM-type protein 1. The record is from RefSeq and is a predicted model, not a curated record. NCBI's taxonomy places the organism in Eukaryota, Metazoa, Chordata, Actinopteri, Clupeiformes, Clupeidae. The coding region runs from base 779 to 2962 and encodes 727 amino acids. Gene Ontology annotation, molecular function: protein dimerization activity. The transcript has a single exon.